CUGGUGGUGGAGAUCAACUCGCAGGUGGCUCUGUUCCGGGACCUGCUCAUCUGCGUGGGGCAGAGUCGCGACGGCCCUGAGCUGAGGGAGCGCAUCAGGAAGGUCCGGCGUCAGUGCGUGGACACUUGCAAGCACGCUUCCCAGCUUCUCCUUCCCGGCAUCAAGAACGACGUGGCCGAAGGCAUCCCCGUGGACAACCAGAACUUCGUGCACCUGGUGGCCUGCACGCAGCUCAUGUCCCGCGAACUGCGGAAGUGCAAGCGCCUCGUGCAGACCAUGCCCGUCGACAUGACUGAGUACUACGAGAACAAGCCGGGUCCGUCGGGCAUGGGCGGUCUGGGCGUGAUCUCGCAACUGCUGCUGUGCAAGACCCUGCAACCCGACUUCCACCAGGAGGAGGUCUGCAGCAUAGAGAAGGACAGCGACGACAUCAACGCCAUCCUGAAGGAGAUGCAGGAUUACAUGCCGCAGGAGGACGCCGCCAACAGGAACCUGGCGCUCACGGGCGAGGACAUGUUCAGCCUGUGGAGCAAGAAGCGGACGCGACGCUCCCUCUACCGCAACAUGAGCGCGUUAUGUUGCACCUGCAAGCCGGCUUACUUGUAAUACGCCAGAGUCUAGUUCUCGCGCCACUCCACCGCCGCCUCCAACACUCCACUCGCUGUAGCGCCUCCCACCUCGUGACUCCACCUCUCGCCCUCCUCCACUCCUUCCACGCGCCCAGCCACUCCACGCGCCCGCGCCUCCUCGCUACGAACCCGCGUUGCCAAGGAUCCCCGUCUGCGUCGACGCCCUUCCCCGCGAGAGGCCCCGCCAGGAGUCCUCCGAGCAGCCCUCGCCAGCGCCAAGUCACUCCCGGGCCUCCCUCCCCCCUCCCCGUGACAUCAGGGACCCAACCAAUGUCAGGGGA
This is a messenger RNA of Penaeus monodon (black tiger shrimp), 910 nucleotides long. RefSeq lists its product as uncharacterized. Gene Ontology annotation, cellular component: neuron projection. Gene Ontology annotation, biological process: G protein-coupled receptor signaling pathway. The record is from RefSeq and is a predicted model, not a curated record. Lineage: Eukaryota; Metazoa; Arthropoda; Malacostraca; Decapoda; Penaeidae.